AUGUUUACCAAAGCUUGCAUUCUUAAAAAGAUAAGAUCUGAUGAGGCAGGAGCUACUGGUCAUUGCCCUCGAGGUAUAUCGAAGUACACACAAAUAAGGGAACAUGUCGAUGGUGUUUACCCACUGAACACCUCUCCAACACCAGUUGAAAAGGAGAGCGUCGCCUUGAUGCCCCUAGUUGAGGGGCCAGGUUCUAUUUCAGAUACUGCUUCCCCACUUCCAACGUGUAGACAGGGCCAAAGGUCUGUUUCUGUUGGAACUAUAACAAGGUUUGAUUCGCCAAACAAUGAUUUCAUUCAGUCUGGGAUCACAAAAAACACUUGUGAUUAUGUCAAGCAGAACGACGAGCUUACAUCAGUGAUGCCGCGACCGAGAGUGCAUAACCUAAUGAUGCGGAUGAUGCAUGAGUCAGAGCCAUGCGACACUGAUGGUGGCAAAUCACAGUCGCAGCGACAACAGCAGACUUCCACACUGUCCAGGAUCCAUUCAGACACCGAUCCAUUCGAUAAUUACUCAUGCAUGGGAAAAUUUCCUCCAAAAUAUGUGAGGCGACAACUCUGGACUGUGCAGACAGGUGGCACCUCCUCCUCAGCCUCGUCCUCCAGCAGCGUGGGCAAUCCAUGCAUCCCCUACAACAAAGGCAGUAGCAACGCCGCUAGUGGCGUGCGAGGCACUCGUAAUCCAGUCUCUGGGCAUGGAAACGUCGCCAGCUCCAAUACCGCAGGCAAUCCCCAGACUCUCGCAGUAAGGAUAGAGGUGGGACAGGCACGAUCGAUGAUCCUCAUGGUGCUAGAAGAGCUGGUAAAUACAGAGAGUUCUUACCUCCACAUUCUCUCCCAAUUCCUCGUCCUUCGAGAUGAAAUCUUCGCACCAAAUUGGCGAAUUGAUAGGCAGAAGUUCAUACGACUCUUUCCUGCGGCAGUGGAUGAUCUCUGUAAUCUUCAUCGUGAGUCUUUUGAUGCCAUGAAACUCGCUUUUGAACGCACGACCAAAGGGGUUCGUCACUCUGAGGACACCUGGAGUGAGGAUCUUCUCCUCUCUCCCUACUUUCAGCCCCAUCAAUAUCCACGUUGCAAACAAGGCAUUUUCAGUGGAGGCGAUAAUGAGGUCACUGAUGAUAUUGGCUGUUUCUACACAACUCCAUUUAGCGUUCUCCUGGAAAUGAUUGAAGGGAAGCGGCCUCUCUCCUGCUACUCACACUCUCGCUCCGCCUCCUCCACAGCUACUGCUGCCGCCACCCUCUACUAUCGCAGCGCACCGCUCUGGUCGACUGCGCCCUUCUUCAAACUCUACGCGCGGUACCUUUCUGAGUUCUCCGGUGCCAUACAAAUGCUUAACAAGAUGCGUGCCGGUCCUACCAGUCUACGUAAACACCUCAAGCAGUUACAAUCCCAUCCUGCCUGCGAGUUUAAUGACAUCACAACUUACCUCUUGGCUCCCGUUCAACGUCUCCCUCGAUACCUUCUGUUGGUCAGGAAGAUGAUCCAAUACACGGAGAAGAUUGAGCGGCUACAGAAUAUUCCUCCCAUCAUACGUCCACGUCCACGCGUAGGCCUUCGGCGCUCUGCGACUCCAGCACAAGCAAUAGCAUCAACACCGGGGUUCCCAAGGCUAGAAUCGCUGAAGAGGGCGGAGGAGGCACUGCAUGGGAUGUUGUUAGAAUUGGAUGAGAUGAUCGGUGGUGAUGUGAUUGACCUCAAAGUGGAGACACGUGACACAACCUCUGGUGGUGGAGAGGAGGAGUAUGAUUUUGGGACUGGUGGUGGUAGUGGUGGAAGUAGUGGGUUCAACAAGGCCAAUUCUGUGUACUCCAAUAACUGCUCAGAUAGUGUUGACGUCAACAGCACCACCACAGCCUUCGAUCUCGUCUCUACUGGAGAUGGAGCGGAUAUCAAACAUCGGCGAGCACAGUCGGUAGUGAAUCCAAGCAGAAGAAAAAUGAGAUCCAGUAGUGCUGGCUUCGGUGGUUGCGGCGGUGGUGGCGGAGGAGGAGGCUUCUGGAGUCGUUUGAGGCGGCUACGACUGACCUUCACCUCUAUUCAACAAAAGAAAACCGCAGCCAAGGCGAAUGCUAAUAGAGCUGAAGUGUGCGGCUCCGAAAACAUUGUUCCUCCUAAAUUUACAUCAGAUUCUGGUGCAGAGAUUCUCCGAAAGCAUUUCCGUAAAGUAAAUCGGAAAGAUCCUCCUACACGGAGGACUCCACAAGCUCCAAGGACUAAGGAGGCUAUUAUGCCGAUGCCAUCCACCUUUUUGCAUGGCGGGGGCCGGUCUAGCACCCAAUCCGCGAAGUCCGGGAUGCCUGGCGGCAGACAUACAAAUAAAUCUGAUUAUCGCAGAUCAGCAGGCAACACUCCCAUUGGUACCAUAAUGAGCACAGUGAAGCUCAGUAUCGCUAAAUCAGAUAGCGACAGCGGAGUUCACACCCAAACAGAAGAGGAGCAACGACGUCGCCGACAUCAGUCCUCCCGUCAAGUACCACUUUGUCGUGAGCAGCCUGUCUUUAGCACCGGGCGAUCACGGUGGGUCGGACGUCCUGGUCACACACCUUUUGCUACCACGAUUUCAACCCAACAAUCUCACCACAUGCGACAACAGGGAGUGCUGGGACAUCAGAGUUCCACAAAAGUUCGGCGAAGCAGCGACAAUGGUUAUAGAAGAGAAGUAGAGGAUAAGGAUGGGAAUGCCAGCCGCUCUGUCUCUCCCACGAUCUCAUCUACUUCCUCAAUUACUUCCUCUGCUUCCUCCACAACUGCUGCUGAGUCGGCCUCUGCCCUCGCUCCCACUGCGUCCACCAGCUACUCCUUAUCCAAUGUGGACUCCCAUCUUCAGCCAACACGACCGGUAGUGGGAGUGAUCUCGGAGGCAAUGAAAAAAAUUGGAGCAUUUACUCCCCCCCCCUCACCACCGAGUGUCACGUUGGAGGCAAUGGUGCAGGAGGAAAAUCGGACCAAAGUGGAAGUCCAGAUGAGCCAAGAGAACUCAGAGAGCUCAGAUGGUGUAGAAGUGGAGGACGAUGAUGAGACGGCAGUUGCGGACUUGGACGAGACUCCUAACGCAUUGGAUGAUGCCAGAGCAGUAGAGGUGGAUCUGUGCGGUCACAACACACAGCAUUCCAAGUCCGAUCACGAAGACAUUGCUUUCGACGCAUGCACCUCUUUUGGCUCCACCAUCGCCAAUGUCGCCAUCGUUUCCGCCCCUGCAAAUAGCCCUUUGGAUAGCCUUAUCGACCUUGAUGCCGACCACAUAGUCGAAGGUUCAACAUUAUGCGCCCCUGAAGUGGUACCUCUCGUGGGACGCCUGUGCUUGGAGGAUUUCAAGGAGUAG
Molecule: messenger RNA, 3324 nt
Organism: Hydatigera taeniaeformis
Lineage: Eukaryota; Metazoa; Platyhelminthes; Cestoda; Cyclophyllidea; Taeniidae
Source: the annotation of a GenBank genome assembly